AUGAUGGCUCCAAACACCUACUUCAACUGGGACGCUAUUCAAAUUUCAAACCUCUUCUAUGAAGUCAUGCAGGAAGAAAUAACAACGCCAAACCUCCAACACCUUUUCUCCUACUCAGAUGAAAGCUCUUUUCUUUCAAACGGGCUUUUCGAGCCGUACAUACACCCUUCUUAUGAUUCCUUUGCUUCUCUUACUCGUCGUGACAGUUUUCCAAUUCAAGAAGAUUACCAUCUUCCACCAUGUCCCAAACGUCAAAAGUUAUCCCAUGAAAGAGAAAUCCACUCCUCACUGCAAGACUUCACACAAACAGUGCUUCCAUCCGAUUACUUAGAGGGGUUUGCUGUGCCUUAUGAUACUUGUUAUUCCUCGCAGACAGAGCAGCUGCAACAACACGUCUCCUCCUGUGAGUUUCCACCACAAUGUGUGGAUUUUCAGUUUGAGAAAACAGGAAAUGAAAAAACCAUAUCUCGACAGAGCGUAGCAGCACGUGACAGAAGAAGAAAGAUCACUGAGAAGACCCAAGAGCUUGGGAAGUUGGUUCCUAGAGGACCCAAGAUGAACACAGGUGAGAUGUUUCAUGCAGCUGCAAAGUAUGUGAAGUACCUUCAAGCACAAGUUGAAAUGCUUGAACUCAUGCACUCCCUCGAGAGAGAUCUGGGCAUUCGAUUAGAGGAAGAGAAUAUGGAGAAGGAGAAAGCAGGAGUUGAAACGCUACGGGGUCUGGUUGUGUCUCCGUUUGUUGAAGAGAUAUACAGAGAGGAAAGCAGUGAAAUUGGGGUUCAUUCAACUGCUGCAAAGUGGUUCAAUCUCUACGCAACGAAACUGCACGAUGUUCAAAACCUUACUGACAUAAUUCAUGGAACCAAGUUGCAUCAUGGUCAUGACUGGCAUCAGCAUGAGGCCAUCAAACUGUGGACUUUAUACCAUAGGUAA
This is a messenger RNA of Sphenostylis stenocarpa, 933 nucleotides long. Lineage: Eukaryota; Viridiplantae; Streptophyta; Magnoliopsida; Fabales; Fabaceae. The record is from the annotation of a GenBank genome assembly.